Messenger RNA from Metarhizium robertsii ARSEF 23, 327 nucleotides. RefSeq lists its product as uncharacterized. NCBI's taxonomy places the organism in Eukaryota, Fungi, Ascomycota, Sordariomycetes, Hypocreales, Clavicipitaceae. The record is from RefSeq and is a predicted model, not a curated record. The transcript has a single exon. The coding region runs from base 1 to 327 and encodes 108 amino acids.
AUGGCAGAUCAAAAGGCUACUAGCGCAGUCAAUAAUGCGACUGAUAAUGUUUCCAACCAGGCAAACAAUGCUGGCGACCAGGUCCAAGGCGGACUUGGAUUCCUGACCAGCACGCUUGGCAACACUGUCGGCGGCGUGUCCCGAACGGUUGGAGGCGUCACCGGGGCUGCGACCAAGGGACUGGGAGAUACGGUGAACAGCGUGGGCGGCGACACAGUCAGGCCAGUGGGCGACGGAAUUACUUCACUUGGAGGUGGUCUUCAGGGUGGUAUCAAUAGUGUUGCAGGGGGGGUUGAGAAUGCCGGAAACUGGAACAAGAAGCAGUAA